This is a messenger RNA of Stylophora pistillata, 3810 nucleotides long. RefSeq lists its product as uncharacterized. The record is from RefSeq and is a predicted model, not a curated record. Lineage: Eukaryota; Metazoa; Cnidaria; Anthozoa; Scleractinia; Pocilloporidae. Gene Ontology annotation, biological process: intrinsic apoptotic signaling pathway in response to endoplasmic reticulum stress.
AUGAGUUUAAAAGUACAUCCGACAGGCCACACUACAAUAUCUUCGAAGGAACUUCGCGAAUUACAGAAACUCCAUGAACUGGGGAAAAAGUACUGGCCCGCUGCGGAUAAGAAACGUUACGAGGAAGAAGCAGCUCGACCUGAGCCCCGCCGCAGUAGAUAUCUGUUCCGCCAUCCCUAUUCCAGACUUAUCACUGCUUACCUGGUCGUGUUCUGUAAUUUCCUCAUUUUCGCUGAGGACCCAGUCUCUCACAGUUACCGUGAGUGCGUCAUUGACGUCAUCGGAGAAAUUUACACCUUCAUUUUCAUAAGGUGGCCAAGGGGUUCUUUUUCGUUGAUUAAGUUCAGCUGCUGGAUGUUCGCAGUUGUUCUUGGCAUGUGCAUCGGUAAAUGGAUCGUUCAUGGAUGGUUAUUCUGCAAAAAACUCAAGCUGAAGAUGUUUACUGAGGACGGACAAGGCUCAUGGAUGGUGAUGUUUCUGACUUCGCUUCUGUCGUUGUUCAUCUUUAGCUUCGCCUACAAUGGUUUCUUAAUGCUGGAAGGUAAAUACAUGGAUAAGAUGCACGCGAGUAAUCGGAUGGGGAUGGAGAACCAAACGUUCAUGAAAAUGGCUGCCAUUGGCACAUGGCUCGGUGACUUUAUUACAGCUUGGAUGGUAACAGAUAUGAUGUUACAGGGAGCGCAGUACGCACACUGGGCACCUGGUCUCCGCAGCUUUUGGAAGAAAGGGUUGAACCGAGUUUAUGCCUUUUGGUUUGUGUUUGUUGCCAUGACAAUAGUAGUAAGCACGGCGAUCUCCACAGACUAUGUAAACUGGGAUAGAAUCAACAGAGACUUUGUAGCGUCCAACGAGUUAGCGAGGGCGUUUUUGGCUUCGUUUAUUCUCGUUAUGGAUUUGAUGAUUGUCAUCCAGGACUGGGAGUUUCCUCACUUUGCUGGUUCGCUUGACAUUAAGCUCCCAGGAGUUAACUCAGACGCAUUCGAUGUUCGACUUCCUUCGUGCUGCGGUGGAAAACCGAUUGACAUAUAUAUCACAGGAAAAUGGUUUAACUAUGGUAUCAUCUUUAUCGUCAUGAUUUUGGACCUCAACAUGUGGAAAAACCAGAUCUUUUACGAACCUUUUGCUUACGGCCAAUACACAGAUCCAGAGGGAUACAUCUACACUGUGUCUGACAGUCAAUUUCUCAGGUGGGGGAACAGAUCUCUGCUGUCCUACGAAUAUCGUUGGAAUCAAAUCAACCCCAAAACUAACAAAACCUACGGACUCGAAGAUCUGCGAAUGAACGCAAAAUAUAAAGGAUACUCUUUGACAUUGAAGGGUAUCGCGUUCGUGCCUUCGAUUUUUGCGUUUUGCGUCUUUGGUUAUUUCCUUUAUCUAUUCGGCUUAGAAGAGAAUCCCGAUGAAGUGUUGGUGAGUAGGUAUCGGCAGGAUGUCAGAAGGCAGAGGCAAAUAAGACGGCUGCGAAAGAAAAGCAGAAAGGAAAAGAGAAUGGACAGGGAGGACGUCGGGAAAUACGGAGAUGGAGGUGAUUUGCCCAAUCCAUUUACAACGAAUGGUUCCCAAAGCUUCAAUAGUCUCCCACCCUCUCCCGCCGUACACCGCAGCCGACAAGAAGAAGUUUUAGACAUGAGUCUCUUCGACAAUGAUGUAUCGCUCACUGACAACGGAGAGACUCUCGACCAAUCAGAGGAAGAGAAACCAGUAGUCAAGAAGAACUUCACAUAUUUCUUCCGGCAUCCUUACUCCCGCAUUGCUACCUCAUACUUAGUGGUGUUUUGCAACUUCCUAAUCUUUGCUGAAGAUCCAGUCUCCCAUAGUUACACGGACUGCAUCAUCGACAUUAUUGGCAAUAUGUAUGGGUUUGUAUUUUCAAGGUAUCCCCCUGAUCUGGGAUUCGUCGCUCUCAAAGUCUUCAUGUAUCUGUUCGCCGCAGGACUGGGUCUGUUCGUGGGUAAAUACUUCAUUCACAAAUUCCUCCUUUGUCGUGUUCUCAAGCUGCGCAUGUUCACUGAAGAAGGCCAAGGAUCUUGGAUGGUAAUGUUCCUCACCGUGCUGAUGUUUCUGUUUAUCAUAAGUUUUAUAUACAACGAGUUUUUGCUGCUCGGUGGAGCACACUUUGAACCUUACGUCUGCAGUAAUAACUUGGGAAUUGAGAAUCAGACGUUUAUGAAAAUGGCCGCUAUUGGUACGUGGCUUGGUGACUUCAUCACCGCCUGGAUGGUUACCGACAUGAUGUUACAGGAAGAACAGUACCCAAACUGGAGCCCACUCCUAAGAGCGUUUUGGAGACGCGGUCGUAACAGAGUGUAUGCGUUCUGGUUUAUUGCGUUCGGCAUGAGUGUCGUGGUAGCCACUGCCAUCACUACUGACUUCGUUAACUGGGAUGAAAUAAGCAGAGACUUUAUGCCAACCAAUGAGCUUUCCAGGGCAUUUUUGGCCUCGUUUAUCCUUGUCAUGGACCUCAUGAUUGUUAUGCAGGACUGGGAUUUCCCUUACUUUGACGGAGGUAUGGACAUUAAACUCCCGGGUCUCAACACAGGGAACUUUCAUUUCCAUCUCCCCGGGGGAGAUAUUCAUAUCACAGGGAAAUGGUUCAACUACGGCAUCAUAUUCAUUGUCAUGAUUCUGGAUCUAAAUAUGUGGAAGAACCAGAUCUUUUACGAGCCAUUUGUUUAUGGUCAGUACACUGACGAUGAAGAUUACAUUUAUACCGUUUCCGACAGAGAUUUCUUUGUCAAUGCUACCGUGGAAACACUGAGUUACGCAUGGCGUUGGUCAAACGUUAACCCACUGACAAACGAGACCUACGGUUUGGAGGAUCAAAAAAUGAACUCGAGAUACAUAGGAUAUACCCUUAGCGCAAAAGGUACAGCGUUUGUCCCGUCUCUAUUCGCAUUUGCCAUGUUUGGAAUCCUUGUGAAAUACUUUUCCAAAGGUGGACCUCCGCCGAAAGUGGCGCCUUCUGUCGAAAACGAUACCACGGACGCCGCCGUCGAACAGCACAACAUAAACGAUAAAAUUAGAAAUGAUGCGGAACUCACUUCAUCAAUGCCACAAAUUAGAAAAAGUUGUCAGUCAGUGACAAGUUCCGAAAGCGUGUUUGAUGCCAACAAAACCAAACAUAUUGGCUCCUUCUUGAGCGUCGAUAGCUCACGUAAUGGUCUCAAUGCUCGACGUGAUGACCUCGACAGUUCACGCGAUAACUUGGAGAGUUCACGAGAUUUUCUGGAUAGUUCACGUGAAAACUUGAACAGUUCGGCCGAUUACUUGGGAAGCUCACGUGAUGAUCUUCACAGUACACGUGAUAAUCCCGAAAACUCUCGCGACGACCUCAGAAGCUCUGUUGAAAAUCUCGCAAUUUCACCGAAGGGCGUGGUGCCUGGUACCUCGACUCGACCAGCCUGGUCAUUCGACUCUCCGAAAAAAUCGCCUACAAGCAAGAAGCGAACUGAACGCAGUGGUAGUUCUGACACAGAAAAAACUAUUCAACAUCCUCAGCGCUCUAAUGAGGACCAGGAUGAAGAGAAUAUGGUACAAGACUUUAUACAGCAGCUGUCCUUCUUGAAACUCGAAGAUGAAGACAAUCAGGCUGCUAGUAAAGAGGACGCAUCACCCGACGAAAAUAACCCUGCAGUGGAGAUGAAGGAUGACAGAGCUUUGUCAUUUGGUGACUUGUUUCGACGAGAUCCUCUCAGUCCAUCCAUGUCGCAACUCUCUGCUACUUCGUCUGAUGACGAAGAUGGACAAGUAGGCUCAGACAUGGAAGUCAAAACAAGGAACAAUUUCCUUCAAAUACCACGUAAAAAGUGA